AGAUAAUUUGUAUACUACUUUACUAUUUACUGCCAUUUCUCCCUAGUCCGGAACAUUUUUUAAAUAAAAAUAAAAUAAAAAAAUGUACGAAAAAGUUUCUAAAGACAAUUUUUUCCCUUCAAAAUGUAAAUGAGUUAGUCAGAUUGUUGAUAGUUAUAAGAUUGUUUAAAAGAAUUAAAUACUUGUGUUAAAUGCUAAACACCCUCAAAAUGGUUAAAAAAAAAACUAAUAAAUUGGCCUCUCAAAAUAGCAAUGCAACAAAUAAACGCGCUCAAGGAUCAAUUAAAAAAUAUUGUACCAAAAAAAGAGUCAACAAGAAAAAAAACAAUUGCGUUAAACUUAGGGAAAAUAUAAAUGGCAAAGAUAAUCAAAAUGCAAUUAAUUCUACUCCAAUUAUUUUGAAUAGAAAAAAUAAUAAAAGGAAAAAAUCUUUGGCAAAUGUUGAAAAUAACUUAAUGUUAUAUGAAAUCAAACCAUUAAGUCCUACAAAACUCUCUAUAAGUGUUAAAAAGUUCUACAAUAAUAAUAAAUUCAAACAAUAUGAAGAAAAUUUACAUUUAUACAACAAAAAUGAUACAGGGCAUUUUAAGGACAUUAUACCAACUAAUACAAAUAAAAAUAAAGAUAAUAAAGAUGUCAAACAUAAAUGCAUUUUAAAUUGUGAAAAAAAUUACAGCAGACCUAAAAAGAAGUUUAAAAAUGUUAACUAUCAUAAACCAUAUGAUUUGAACCCUCAACUAAAUAAAGAAUCGUAUAAAAAGCAACAGAAAUCUAAUAAAAUUGAGUCCACAAAAGUUUUUAAUAAAGAGAGUGACUUUGAGAAUGAUCAAAUGCAUUUGAAUUCUUUACAAUCACAAAUAAUGAAUGAAACUCAGACAAAUGAAUAUCUUGUUGAAGAAUAUCAAGUAACAAAAUCUACAAUUAAUGCUCUCUCAAUAUCUGUUAAGCGUUUUUACAAAAAUAAGACCUCAUCUAAUGAUAAUGAAAAAGUCAUCAAGGAUAUGCCACUUGUUUCUGAUACUACAUUUAAUUCAAAAGCAGAUUUUAAUCAGUCACCACUAUCAUCAAAAUUAAACAGUAGUCAUAAAAUAAGUUUAAAUGUAAAACAUAUUAAUGAUACGUCUAAUAAUAAGCAACAAAAAGUCACUGCAUUUUUUCCUAUCCGAAGAAGUGCUCGUAAAACAAAAAAUAUAGUCAACGAAGAAAAACAAAUAGCCUUAGAAGAAGCGAUUGCUUCACAAAAUGAAGAUGGAUUAAAAAUAACUGUAUUUCCUAAUAAAGGUCGUGGCAUAAUUGCUGGUAAAGAUUUUGCUCGUGGUGAGUAUGUUGUUGAAUAUUCUGGAGAAUUAAUUUAUGUACAAGAAGCACGUAAAAGAGAAGCCAUUUAUUCACAAGAUACCUCAACUGGCUGUUACAUGUAUUAUUUCAAAUAUGGUUCAACACAUUACUGUAUUGAUGCAACCCCUGAAAGUUCAAGACUUGGCAGACUUGUAAAUCAUUCAAGAUUUGGUAAUCUUGUACCUAAGGUUGUAGAAGUAGCUGGGUUACCCAGGAUUGUUUUAAUCGCGAAAUCUGAUAUUAAACGAGAUGAAGAAUUAACCUAUGAUUAUGGUGAUCGUAGUAAAGAAUCUCUCAUCAAUCAUCCAUGGCUUGCAUAUUGAGCUGUACACGUUUAUAUAGUGAAAUUUACCUUAACAUUACUAAUAAAUUAAUCUUUAACAAUACAUUUUAAAAUUUGCACUGCCAAUAAUUAUAUUAACAUUUAUUAGCUUAAAAGAAUAAAAUUAUUUUAAAUUAUUUAUCAAAUGAAAAUGUUAUUUAAAUUGUCUUUUAUAAUGUGAAAUGUAUGAUAUAUUUUUUUUAAAUUUCAUUUUUAUUUUAUUAAUCUUUUAGACCAAUUUAAUUAUUUUUAUUAUUCAUAAUUGUUAAAAAAGAAAUAAUAACUUUUAUACUUAAGAAUAAGUGAAAGGUCAACAUUCACGUGUUUGUCUGUUUGGAGGGCAGAUUAUUUCUGAUACGAUUUUGACUUUUGACAGGUAACAGAGUAAUUCUGUCCUUCUCACCGGCAAUCUUACCCCAACAUUUGACCCUCACUUUGCUUUAAAAAAAUUUAAAAGAUAAUAACACAAAUGGGUUUAGUUCUCAUUAGAUUCUGUUACUACACGCAUAUAUAAUAUUAUGUUCUAUUUUCUUAUUUUAAUAAUACAUAUUAAUAUUAAUUUACCAAAUUGCUCAGUUUAAUGAUUUCAAAUGUAUUCAUAAAGCUUUACAUAUUAAUUUAUUGGCCUUAUUACUUGGAAUCUUUUAACUAUAUGAAAUAGCAAUAUUUUUUUACUGUAUUAAAGUUCAAAUUGUGUAUAAUUAUUAUAUAUUUGAAUAAUAACAACUUAUUUUCAGAACUUCAGUUUUUACUAAUAAAAAAAUAAUUUAAUUCUGUUCAAAAUUUUUAAUUAUAAAUCUGAUUUUUUUAGAAACUAAAUAGGUAUUUUCUAGUAUAUACAAUUUGUUAAAAGUGAAUUAUUUGGUGGGCUAUAAACCAAAUAACCUACAAUUCAUUGUUAAGUGAUUUUAUCAAGACUGUUCUGAUUCAUUAAUUUAUAAUUAUUAUUAUUUAUUAUUUAUUUAUUUAUUUAUGAGACUGAAAGGUUCAUUAUAAAUGUGUAAUAGUAUUUAUUUACCAAUGUAUUUUGUUUUGGUGUUAUUGGUAUAUUUAUUUUACACGUAAGCUUCCAAACUAUGACAACAAGUCAAUUUUUAAAAAAUGUAUAAUAGUAUUUUUUCAAAAACUUAGUUUAUCUCAUUGAUAUUAUUGUACAAAGCAAUAAUUUGUGUUCUGUAUUCAUAUUAUGUUUAAAAUAUAAAUUAUUUAAUUUAUGUAGCUUAAGAAACUUAUAUUGUUAUUGAUACUUAUCAUUAUGUUCUAUUUUGGACUGUACAAAAUGUCUAAGCGUCAUUAAUCAAGACUUAUUCAUAAAAAACAAAUUAUAUUUCACACAGUGAAAUAAUAUUCAUAUUGUUAUUUGUUAUAAAAAUGUUUGACUAAUUUCAGUUAAAAAUGUAAUAAUUGUUCUUGAUUAAUAAUUUUACAAACUUACAUUGACAUUUCAAAAUAAAUUUGUUGUUGUAUUUA
This is a messenger RNA of Rhopalosiphum padi (bird cherry-oat aphid), 3130 nucleotides long. It is a transcript of the gene Set8, whose product is annotated as N-lysine methyltransferase KMT5A-A. The record is from RefSeq and is a predicted model, not a curated record. The transcript is spliced from 13 exons. Gene Ontology annotation, molecular function: protein binding; histone H4K20 methyltransferase activity. Lineage: Eukaryota; Metazoa; Arthropoda; Insecta; Hemiptera; Aphididae. The coding region runs from base 192 to 1661 and encodes 489 amino acids.